GAGGAGGAGAAAGAGAGGACAGGAGGAGUGGUGCUGCAGGCCGGUGCUGUUACCGGACAGGAGGACUGAGCCACAGCAGAAUCUGUCCUCCUCUGUCUGUCUGGUUGGUGGGAGGAGAGGUGGUGGUGCAUGGUGUGUUUUAUUAUAAGGAGGAAUAAAGAGAGAUCCAGAUGCUGCUGUAAAACCCCGACAGCAUCAACAUAAACCCGGUGGAGAGGGUGCAUUCACAGGGGUCUGGAUCCAGAGCAAGCAUCAUCAUGGAGCUGGAGAACAUAGUGGCCAACACGGUGCUGCUGAAGGCUCGAGAAGGAGGCGGCGGCAACAGAAAAGGAAAAAGCAAGAAAUGGAAGCAGCUGCUGCAGUUUCCCCACAUAAGUUUGUGUGAAGAGCUGCGACAAACCACAGAGAAGGACUACAGCAGCCUCUGUGAGCGGCAGCCUAUCGGACGGUUACUCUUCAGGCAGUUCUGUGAGACGCGACCCGAACUGAGACGCUGCGUCAAGUUCCUGGACGUUGUGGCGGAGUACGAGGUCACUCCAGAUGAGAAGAGGAAGGAGGCCGGUCAGGAUCUCAUCGAUAGAUACUUCAACCCAAAGUCGGAGGACCAUGUGCCUGAGGUGGAGGAGGCCAUGAUGGCUCAGUGUACCGAGAGGCUGCAGCAGGAGGCCUGCAAAGAGCUCUUCAAGGACUGUACCAAAUUGAUCCACGACUACCUGAGCGUGGCGCCCUUCGCAGACUACCUCGACAGCAUGUACUACAACAGAUUCCUCCAGUGGAAAUGGUUGGAGAGGCAACAGGUGACGAAAAAUACGUUCCGACAGUACAGAGUUUUAGGGAAAGGAGGCUUCGGAGAGGUGUGUGCGUGUCAGGUGCGAGCCACGGGGAAAAUGUACGCCUGUAAGAAACUGGAGAAGAAGAGGAUAAAGAAGAGGAAAGGGGAGUCCAUGGCGCUCAAUGAGAAACAGAUCCUGGAGAAAGUCAACAGUAGAUUUGUAGUGAGUUUAGCGUACGCCUACGAGACGAAGGACGCUCUGUGCCUUGUGUUGACGCUCAUGAACGGAGGAGACCUGAAGUUUCACAUCUACCACAUGGGCGAUGCGGGUUUCGACGAGAAGAGAGCCAUCUUCUACUCUGCGGAGAUCUGCUGCGGCCUGGAGGACCUGCACCGCGAACGCAUCGUCUACAGAGACCUGAAACCAGAGAACAUCCUGCUGGACGACCACGGCCACAUCAGGAUAUCAGACCUGGGUUUAGCGGUUCAUGUACCGGAGGAACAGACCAUCAAGGGACGGGUGGGAACGGUAGGAUACAUGGCUCCGGAGGUGGUGAAAAACGAGCGCUACACCUUCAGCCCCGACUGGUGGGCGUUGGGCUGCCUGCUGUACGAGAUGAUCGAGGGCCAGUCUCCCUUCCAGCAGAGGAAGAAGAAGAUCAAGAGAGAGGAAGUGGAGCGGCUGGUGAGGGACGUGGAGGAGGAUUAUUCCACCAAGUUCUCCGAGGACGCCAAGUCUCUCUGUAAAAUGCUUCUGGCCAAAGAUCCCUCAGAGAGGCUGAGCUGCAAGGGAGGAGCCUCCGAGGUCAAAGCCCAUCCCAUCUUCCGCUCCAUCAACUUCAAACGGCUGGAGGCCGGCAUGCUGCAGGCGCCCUUCAUUCCUGAUCCGCAGGCCAUCUACUGUAAAGACGUGCUGGAUAUCGAGCAGUUCUCCACAGUGAAAGGAGUCGAGCUGGAGCCGAAAGACGAGUCUUUCUACAGCAAAGUGUCCACGGGCUGCGUCUCCAUUCCCUGGCAGGACGAGAUGAUCGAGACGGAGUGUUUCGUAGAGCUGAAUGUUUUCCACCCGGACGGGACGGUUCCUCCUGACCUGGACUGGAGAGGACAGCCGUCUCCUCCACCCAAACAGGGACUCCUGCAGCGGCUGUUUGGCCGACAGGACUGCUGUGGUAACUGCAGUGACAGCGACGAGGAGCCCACCAGGCUGUGACACACACACACACACACACACACACACACACACACACACACACACUCAUUUGUUUACAACUUUUUGCACAUUUGUAUUUUUAACAUAGUACUAUCUCUAAAUGUCAGAAUGUAUAUUUUCAGCAUAGCCAUAAUGUUUAAUGUUAUUUAAAAAGUUGUGAAAUAUCGGCUGUCGACGCGUUCCAAACGAGGAGACGCGAACUUAUGGAAGAUGUUUUUUUGCUUUUGUAAAUUUAUUUUUUGUCCAGGGAAGGCUUUGCUUUCACAAUUCAUCCACAUUAACACAUGUAACUGAUCUGGGAGCUGCUGCUCCGUUGGAACAAUCAUCCUGCUGUAAAAGUGCCUUGCUGGAGGGCACUGUGACAGUGGUUACUAAGGGAGGACUGAGCAUUCCUCAAUCUCUUUUACUUUCCCCCCCCACUUUGUCCAGGGAAUCAAACCAGUGACUUUCAGCUCAUGAACUGUGACCACUUUUCUUCUUCCGCCCUCCGUCCUGCUGUGACAAAACCUCACUGCUCUAUUUUUCUUCUAUUUAAUUCCUUUUAAAUGUGUGAUUUUUUUUAUUUUUGCUUGGACAUUAUGGUUUUAAAACCAUGUGGUUGUCUACAUCUGCAAAUAUUUUUAUAUUAAUAGUAUUCAUUUUUUUUUCAAUUAUGAAUUUCUUGAGACAAUCGACUCGUUGGCUCCAGUUACUCUUGUCAGUUCUGUAAAAAUCCUGUUAUUUUAGAUGAAACGGUUGUCAAAUUUUACAGAAGUUCAGAGUCAAAUGAAUCCCUUUCAUGCUCGGAUUUCCUCAUACAACGGUUCGUAUGAUAUCCUACAAAAAGUUGUGCGUUUUCCUACGAAUGUCCAGCAACACGUGUCAAUUUCCACUCGUUACAUGCAUACAGUCUUUUCAAAAU
Messenger RNA from Sebastes umbrosus (honeycomb rockfish), 2883 nucleotides. RefSeq names its product G protein-coupled receptor kinase 6 (gene grk6). NCBI's taxonomy places the organism in Eukaryota, Metazoa, Chordata, Actinopteri, Perciformes, Sebastidae. Bases 258 to 1982 code for a protein of 574 amino acids. The record is from RefSeq and is a predicted model, not a curated record. Gene Ontology annotation, biological process: regulation of signal transduction; signal transduction; protein phosphorylation. Gene Ontology annotation, molecular function: G protein-coupled receptor kinase activity; ATP binding. Gene Ontology annotation, cellular component: plasma membrane; cytoplasm. The transcript is spliced from 16 exons.